ACUUAUUUCAGCAGUCAUCAAUGGUACUUUUACACGUGAGGUUGUGGGUUGUUGAUUUGUAAUUUACUCGCAUGUAAAAUUAUUUUCGGUUUUUUGUUGUGUUUACAUGAUAAUACAAAAAUAAAAAAAAAUUAAAUAAAACGAGUGGAAAAUUAAAAAUGUAAAAAAGGAAAAAUCAAAGUAUAGAUACAUCAACAACAACAAAUAAAAUUGUGUAAAUGAAAAAUUCCCUAAAUUUAAAUAAUUUUUUUUUGCUAGUGUGAAAAUGAAUAGAAGCGUAUUACACCACACACGAAAUUAAAUAAGCAAAACAAGUCUAAUACACAGCUGAUUAACUAGUGAAAAAUAAAUUGAAGGAUUAUUUAUUUAUUCUUUAAACAUUUUCAGAAGAAUAAAAGGAAAAAAGAAAAAAUAAAGUAAACAUUUUUGCAAAUACGCAAUAAAUUCAAUUUACAAUAAAAGAAGGAGUGUUUUAUUUCAUUUAGUUUUUUUUAUUACAAUUCGAGUCGAGUGUUUAAGUUUAUUUUUUUUUGUAAUGACGUUUUGUUGGUGCUAAUCAUGGUGAUGAUGAUGAUGUUUUUUAUUUAAGACAACAACAUCGAUUUUUUGCACAAAAUUUCUGAAUGUCAAAAAAGGAGACGAAAGGAGUAACGAAAACAAGAAACUUUUAAUCAAAGUCUGAUAAUCAUCAACCAACAACCAAACAGCCCGCAAUUCAAACCAGACAAAUAAUUAUAUAUAUUUUUAAAAAUUUAGCAAAUCGCAUAAUUUUGUGUGUUUUGUUGUAUGUCUGUUGUAAUUUUGGAUGUUGACAUAUACCCACCCACACACACUAAUCUAAUGUGCAGUGUUGUUAGUACUUAGAUGGGCAAAAAUGUCAGAAUUAUUAUCCAGUACGAGUAUUUAAGGGAACUUUAAAACACCACCACCACCACGAGCACCGCACAACAUUUAUUUAUUUUUUUUUUAAAUUUUAGACUGAUUUAUCCUUUAUAUGUAUAUAAAAGGAUAAUAAAUCAAAUUUUAAUCAAAAUAAGAAUACAUGAGCUAAAAAUUAAACUACAUUUGAUAGGAAUAAAACAAAUACCACCGUCAAAUUUUAAUCUCUCAAUAAAUACAAAUAAAACGGCGAAAAUAUGUCCCGAUCCAAAGAGAAAGUUGUCUCGUCAUUACGUAAAAUAUUCAAAAGUAAUACAACAAAAGAUGAGACGCCCGAAGAGAAGAAUCCAGAAGCGGAAGGAACGGUUAAAAAGCCAGCUGUAUUUCCGGAAUCACCUGGAAAACGCAUUAGAAGACUGGAUAAAAAAAUCAAACCCAUGUCAAUAAAUCCAGCUCCUGAUUUUAGCGUUAGAGCCCGCAGACUUAUGAAAGAAUACAAGGAAAUACAAAAAAUACAAUGUUGCAAAAGUAAUCCUGUAUUUACGGUGGAACUUAUAAAUGAUAACCUGUAUGAGUGGUAUGUCCGUUUGCACACCGUUGAUCCCGAUUCAAAAUUAGCCAAAGAUAUGAUGGAGUUAAAUGUGCCCUUUAUACUUUUACACUUGGCAUUUCCCGAUAAUUUUCCAUUUGCACCACCAUUUAUGCGUGUCGUUGAACCGCAUAUAGAAAAGGGUUAUGUCAUGGAUGGUGGUGCCAUUUGUAUGGAAUUAUUAACACCGCGUGGCUGGGCUAGUGCGUAUACGGUCGAAGCUGUUUUAAUGCAAUUUGCUGCUAGUUUAGUUAAAGGUCAAGGACGUAUAAUGAGAAAAACUAAAAAUACCAAGGAAUUUAGCAGACGUAGAGCUGAGGAAGCUUUUCGUUCGUUGGUUAAAACACAUGAAAAAUAUGGCUGGGUUACACCGGCACUAUCAGAUGGUUAAAAUGCCACAAAUAAUUGUAUAGUACAUACAGAUGACGUGACCAUUGUAUGAAGAAUAGAAUUAUAAAACGAAAAAGAAUAAUAGAUUUGAAUACAUACUUAUUACGACAGUAUGAUGAACAACUCUAAGCAACAAUUACAAUUAAUCACUUUUAUACCACUCGUGUGCAAUACUGGACCCCUUUUUAACUCCUUUUCGGAUAUAAAAACAUUUAAUGGUCAACUUAGUAAGUGUAUGUAGUAAAAUUUUGUGUUUAAUUAAUAUUUUUAAAACCACUCGAAUGGAUACAAAUGUAAACAAUGAUUAUAAGUUUUCAUAGAAAAAAACAAACAAGGAAUCAUAACUACUACUUAAGAACUACCAACUAUUACUACCACUAAAUACUAUUAUUCAUUUAAUAAAAUCUUACUUAAAUAUAAAGAGGAAAUAAGUCUCAUCUUGAAAGAAAUGUGUUAGUGCUGCCAUCUGCAAUUGGUUUAAUACAUACAUAAUAAUGCCCAUCUCUACUACUCCUUGGAUCUCCUUUAAAGGUAUUUUAUAAACGAUAAGUUGCUCAUAGGUGUGCAUAACGAUUGAUAUAAAUACAUAUGUAAUCAUUGAAAUUAUUUAAUAGAAAAAAUUCAAAAUUCGUUACCACAAUUCUUAUGUCCCGAACUUGUCGUUUUAAAAUACUUCAUACCUACAACUGUGUAUUAUAAAAUAAACAUGCAGUCACACUCAUUUAAAGUUAUUUGACAUAAUUUCAAUAUAAUAAUAGGUUAACUAAACAUGCAUAUAGAUUUCUACAUCAUUUUCAAUUUAAUAUUUAAAUUUCACAUAAUUAAAUAUAUUAAGUAAAUUAAUUUUCGCUUUAGAAAUAAAAAGGUUCGAAAGAACUAAUUCCUAAUUCAGUUUUCAAAAUCAAAUAAAAUUCCCUUAAAUAAUUAAUUACGAAUUAAUUCAAAGGCUUAAUUUUCUAGUACUUUAAACGAAUGAAUUCAUUCUUUACAGAAUUAAUUUCUUGUUGAAUAAUAAAUCCUAAGUUUUCCUUAAUUCAAAGCCAUUCUUCAAUUCAAAUCUAUUACAAAUAGGCUUUAGACAACAUUUCUUAAUUAAUUUUGUAAAUGAUUAAAAGCAAAUCAAAAACAAAUUAAAUGAAUUGAUGCGAUUUCAAUUCAGUUUGGAUUAGUUGUGAAUUAAUAAAAAUUUAAACAAGCAAAGGUAGAAUGAAUUAAUUCAACAAUUAAUGAAAUCUAUUCAAAUAUAAGUCUUUGAAUAUAGCUAACGAAUGUGUUUUGUUGGGAAUGAUUUUAAUUUUUAAUUCUGAAUUAAGAUUUGAGUGAAUUAAAUUCAAAUUGAAUAAUAUUAAAUAAUUUUAUAAUAUUUUUGAAAGUAAAAUUUUGAAUAUUGAAAAUGAUGUUAGUUUUCAAAUUGCCAUUCAAGUAACACACAAAUAAAUGUUUUAAAAAAUAAUAUUUAAAUAAAUUGAAAAUGUUGUAGGUCUAAUCUAAACUUAGCUUUUAAUUGAAACUAACUAUUUUACAUACUUGUACAUGAAAAGCAAACAAAUUUUCUAUCUCAAUGUGAAUGAAAGAAAUACAAUACAUACAGUACAUAAUAUUAGAUAUUUUACUAUUUCUCUCUCUGUAUCUCUAAAUGUAUUCGAUAUUUAAAUUAAUAAUGUUAUUAUUGCAUCUAGAUAUAAAUUAACUAUAAAACAGAAUUCAACAACAACCCUCCAUGUCUAGGUAUUUUACAUUUAAAAUAAAAACGUUUUUUAGGAACAAAAAAAAAAAAAAAAAAAAGAUACAAAUGAUAGAUAAGUAAGAAUUUAAUUGCUCAGUAAACAAGCAUCAGAAAUAAUUUACGGAAAAUAUUUGAAAUAUAUUUUCGCUUAAAAUUUUUAUUAAAAAUGUAUGUAUGUUAAUUUUGACUUAUUAAUUAAUUGUAUUGCAUAAUAGUUUCCUAGGACCUCAAAAUGUUUAUUAACCAAUUGACUAUAAAGAUUUAAUCUAUUAGUUCUCUAUCUCAGUAUGUUUCUGUUUUAAAUAGAUUAUUUGUUAAUGAACAUUGACGAUAAGCUCCACACACCAAUUGAUUUUGUGAUUUAUAAUUAUGUAAAAUAUUGUUAUUAUUAUUAUAAUUAUUAUUAAUGUGUAUGUUUAAUUUCUUUUUUCUUAAAUAUGUUAAUUUGUAUUGUAAUAUUUUUCUAUACAAUAAUGAAAUUGAAUUUAUUUUUUAAUAUAUUUUUUAAUUUAGCUAAAUAUUGUAAUAUAAAAAAAACAAAAUGUAUCGAUGUUUAAAUAUACAACAUAAAAAUUGAAA
This is a messenger RNA of Calliphora vicina (urban bluebottle blowfly), 4163 nucleotides long. Its product is annotated as ubiquitin-conjugating enzyme E2Q-like protein CG4502. The record is from RefSeq and is a predicted model, not a curated record. Bases 1137 to 1859 code for a protein of 240 amino acids. The transcript has 6 exons. NCBI's taxonomy places the organism in Eukaryota, Metazoa, Arthropoda, Insecta, Diptera, Calliphoridae.